Messenger RNA from Dracunculus medinensis (Guinea worm), 1233 nucleotides. The record is from the annotation of a GenBank genome assembly. Lineage: Eukaryota; Metazoa; Nematoda; Chromadorea; Rhabditida; Dracunculidae.
UUGGCAAAGAAGGGAAUACUGUGUAAAAAUGAAGCUGAAAUGCGUGCAUAUGAUGUCUUAUUGAACCUGGACGAUUCGAGUAUUUUACGGCAAAUCCUAACUUAUCGCAGAGAAAUGCGCGAAUCUAUGCAAGUGAAGUUUGCAUUAAGCCUUUUUUCAUGUUUCAAAAAUGGAAAUUAUAUCAGAUUCUUUAAAUUGUUGAAAAGAAAUGCGAGUUAUCUGCAGUGCUGCUUAUGUCAUCGAUAUUUCUAUGAUAUUCGGAAUCGCGCGCUUUAUGUCAUGACUUUCUCUUCUCAUAAAAAUGCUAAAUAUCCGAUUGCUAAACUUGUUGAUAUUCUCGGUUUUGAUAGCGUCAGUGAUGCCACUGAAUUUAUUGUAAACUACAACAUGCCUGUUGAUACUGCUAGCGAAUCAGAUGAUAUAUACUUAUUGUUCUCUAAGUCUAAAUUUUGUUUAUCAGCUACACGUGUGCCAAAAAUGUCAUUGUGGAUUGAAGAGAAACGCUCAAACACGCCUAUAGCUCAAAUUUUGAGCGGUGGAUCAUCCUCAGAAGUUAUUUUAAAACAGCCAGCAAAUUCGUUUAAUGAACAAGGAAUUUAUACAUCUGAUCCUGUCAUCUCAGACUAUAUUGAAAAUUUUGAAGUGGAAAACGAUAAGAGCAGACAUGGCAAUGUCGUUUGUGACUCCACUAUUCCAGAUUUGCAAAAUAAAAUAAAAAAGUCUGAUGAAAAUAUGGCGAACAUGAUUGAUUCGUUAGCUAAUGGAAUUGCAGCUAUUGUUAUCGAUAAAGAAAUUGGUAACAUUUUUGCGGAGUCCAUGAACUGCAAUGCUACAGUUCUACAAACGUCUGCUCAUUUAUACGAUGGCGUGCUUGAUAACUGCAUUCAAACUCAAAUUGGAGAAGUUUCACUGUCUGCAAGCCUUUCAAGUAAUCAAAGCAAAAAAGAAAAUAUUGCACAAGAAAUUUGUUUUGAAAAUAAUAUAUCGCAAAAUUUGCUGAAUGUUGCUGAGGAAAAAAUCGUUGGGGAUCGUUGCGCAACCGUUGUCAAUAGGAAUAAACUGAGAAAUGAUAGGAAACUGCUUACCAACCUGGUUGAUUCUAUAUCCGGCAGUUUUUACGAAAAAUUGAUGGAAAAUGUUGCAGACGAAUUAGUCAAAGAAAUUGGAAAUUCUGUUUUGAAACAGGAAAUUGAAAAUGUACAAAAACAGAUCGCUGCUCGCUUAGAUAAGUAA